UAUCACCUGUCAAAGAGACAUUUGUGGAGCACAUUCCAAAUUAUUCUUUUUAGCACAUGAACUAAACUAACAACAAACAUUUCGACAAAAUGUACACAAUAAGUGAUAGUAUAUCUUUGAAAAUAAUAAAUGACAACAAUGUACUUGCAGGAGUUGGCAAUGAAAUUCGUUUGCACACGAAAGACGAUAGCUCAACACUUCCGUUUAAACUCAAAGGAAAGGUUCAUGGCAUCGAGAGUGAAGAAUGGACAAAUAAAUUAUUAAUUUAUGGUGAAAAUGAAUUUAUAUUCAUUGAACAAAAUGCUUUAAAUUUUGAACUUCUCUAUAGAGGAUGUCUAUCUGACUGGGUCAGCAGUGGAAAACUCUUGAAAGAAGAAGGAAGCUUUCUUCUAGUUACUUCACAUAGUGUGGCUGUGCUUUUGAAAUAUAACGACGUUACACAUUUUUGUGAAAUCCAAAAUAAGAUUUCAUGUACAGACAAAUCGACUCUAUACUCCUCAUACAUUUAUGGAACGAGUUGGGAGGAUUUACUCAUACUUGGGGGUAACGCCUUUGGUGAGCUUCUAGUUUGGCAACCAACAAUUCAAUGUGAGGAGAAUUCCGGAAGAGCAAAACUCCUUCAACGACGACCAUGUCAUAAUGGUGUCAUAUUUUCCAUUGAUAUUGACAUGGAAGCCAAGAUGCUUGUCACAACAUCUGAUGAUCGUUCUGUACGUUUUUGGGAUAUAUUAUUGAGUGCAGAAAGUGAUGAUUUCAACAAAGCUAAGAUCGUCAAUCCAAAAAGUGGAUACAGCCAUGUUGCUAGGGUGUUUAAGGCCAAAAUCAUACGAGAAUGUGGCGAAAUAUACGUUUUAACCGGCGGUGAAGAUUCCUUUUUCUGUCUUUGGAAUCGUAAAGGUGAAUUGCUUUUUAAACGACGGCAACAGUUUGGUGCCACAAUAUGGAAUCUUGACUAUCAUAGUCCUACAAAAACCAUACUCACAGUUGGAUCAAGUGGGAAUAUACUAAAAUAUGGAUUGGAAGAUUGUUUAAAACAGGAUGCAGAUCAUCUCCCAAUCAUCCUAACGGCAGGUCAAUCUCUUGAAGAGAAUGAGUACAUUGCAAAAAUAAAGUUUUUGAAUGAAACAAACUUUAUCGCCAUGACCAAUAAAAACCGUUUGAUGCAUAGACACCACGAAGUCGAUGGCGACGACGGGGAUGGUCGCAAAGGUGAAUGGAUUAUUGUAAAUUCAUUUGUUCCAUGCAAGUGUACAGUGCUGGAGGUUUAUAAUGACAUGAUUGCAAUUGCUGGCUAUCAAAAGGUUACACUUUACAAUUUUAUGGAAACUAAUUCAACAUUCGAAAAAAUGUUCGAAGGCAAAGUCCUUCCUGGUGUGAUACGAUCCUUUAUCUUUCUCUCCCAAAGUGAGUACCUGGUAUCUGAUGAAUCAGGGAACUGUAAAUUGAUUCGAUCACACAAUUUUGAAGAUUCUGUAUCGAUUGACUUACCCCAAUGCAAAGAGCGAUGGAUAACAGCUGCUUGUAAAGUAGACUCGGAGUUUCUGAUUGUUAGCAAUCGACAGGGAAGUCUUAUGCUAUAUUCUACUUCUGUCGACGAUCAAACAUCUAAGCCUUGCGAUACGAUUAAGCGUCUUCAUGGUCAUUUAGGAUGUACGACGGUGACUCUUCUGAGAGAUUACACUUCGUUUUCUAUACUCAAAACUACUGGACACGAUUAUGCUGUUAAAACAAUUAAAUUGGACAAAAAAGACAAAACUAUUUCUGUCUUGUCUCGAGAAAUAAUUCCAAUUGCAUGGGUAGAAAAAAUAAUUCCUUCCCACAACAACAACGAAUUGCUUUUCGGCUUCAAUGAUAACCAUUUCGUGUUAUGGUCUCGUGAAAUAGAAACACAUUUUGAGAUUCCCUGUGGAGGAGGUCAUCGUUGCUGGGAUUUACAUAUCGAACCGUCCAAGAAUCUUGUUCGGACAGUUUUUAUUAAGAACAAACAAGUUCUCUUGCAUCAAAAGAUAAUUUUCAACGAAUCCACAUUCACACUGAAUAUUCCGAAAAAUAAUUGGCAUGUUAAACCUUGUAAUGUCUUGAGCUGUCAUAAAAGCAACGAAUUGUUCCUUGUGUCUGGUGGGGAGGAUAAUAUGUUAAAGGUUUCGAAAUUUAACUCUGAAAGUGGGACAUUGACACAAUUACAUUCUAUUUAUUCGCACAUUUCUAGUAUUCGAGGAUUGUGUGUUGCGUGGAAUGCAACUGCAAGGAAACAUGUAAUAUUCUCUUGUGGAGGACGGGCACAGAUUUGUGUUAGUGCCUUUGAAGAAGGCUCAGAAUUUGUUGAGGAGCUUAUUGACUAUACAAUACAAAACCAAGUAAAAUCACAGGACAUCCGUUGUGACCCCGAGACUCGUGUUAUGUCUAUCGAUGUUCGUCUUCGUCAAGAAGAGGAGAACUGCUUUGACAUUUUUGUGGGAUGUUCCGAUGGAUACGUGCGACGAUUAAAAAUGGAAAAAUCGAGCAUAAGCCAAGUUUCGGAAGUCUUCUAUGGAAAAUGCAUUUUACACGUUCGCAUUGCAGGGCCCUACCUUCUUUCGGUUGGGACAGAUGGCGUUGUGUGUUUUUGGAAUAUCAACAAUUUUGAAGUUGAUUUUAAGAUUGCCCAUCAUGAGAGCGGUGUUAAUAGCUUCGAUGUUCGAGUUAUUAACCAAAAUGAAUUUCAUCUCAUUACUGGUGGAGACGAUCAAGAUGUUGUUUAUUCAAAAAUCAAUUAUAACUCAGGCACAUUCGAUGUUAUUACAUUAAAACGUAUGAAUUAUUUACACACUGCCCAAGUGACCGCUGUUAAAUUUACACCGUGUAUGAAUUAUUUUUACUCGAGCAGUAUAGAUCAAGUUGUAAGAAAAGUUAAUUUGGAAACAUUUGAUUCCAAUUGGGAAAUGGUAUCUUGUGUUGCUGAUGUUAAAGGCAUUGAAUUAGUUGAAGAGAGUGAAAAUCUGAGAGCGUUUGUGUAUGGCUGCGGGUUACAGGUGAUUUAAAAAAGUGGAACUAAAUGAAAUGUGAUUCAAUUGUAGGAGAAAUAAAAUUCUAUACUUUUUAAUUGUUU
Eupeodes corollae is the source of this 3088-nucleotide messenger RNA. RefSeq names its product WD repeat-containing protein 6. The record is from RefSeq and is a predicted model, not a curated record. Gene Ontology annotation, molecular function: protein binding. The transcript is spliced from 5 exons. Bases 90 to 3020 code for a protein of 976 amino acids. NCBI's taxonomy places the organism in Eukaryota, Metazoa, Arthropoda, Insecta, Diptera, Syrphidae. Gene Ontology annotation, biological process: tRNA methylation. Gene Ontology annotation, cellular component: cytoplasm.